Meloidogyne enterolobii is the source of this 3541-nucleotide messenger RNA. NCBI's taxonomy places the organism in Eukaryota, Metazoa, Nematoda, Chromadorea, Rhabditida, Meloidogynidae. The record is from the annotation of a GenBank genome assembly.
GCUUAUUUUAAUUUUCUUAUUCUCCUAUAUGCCAUCAACGCCAAGUACUUCUAUUGCUCCAUUAACUAGUCAAUAUAGCUAUCAAUAUAAUUAUUAUGGAUCUUAUGGCACAGGUCCCGGUGAUUCUCAACAUCGUCAAUUACACAGAAUUUGGGAAACGGAUGAAGAAGGGGAAUUAUUGGUUAAUAAAAAUGUUUCAAAUGAUCCUCCAACAACAACUAAUUUAUCAGAACAACAAUAUAUGUUUUUAGAUGUUUAUUUACCUAAUGGUUUGUUACUACCUAUACAAUGCCAAACACAUAGAACUAUUGCUUUGUUAAAACAAGAUGUGUUCUUUCAGGCUAGAAAGUAUCCUUUGGGCGCUUCUCUCUCAGAUAUUUCUAACUACAUUUUUAUGACUAUUGGUCUAGAUGGUGCACAUAUUCAGUUAUAUGAUGAACAAAAGCCAGUAUCAAGUCUUCAAAAUCUUUUCCUUCCUCUUUUGGUAUUGGCUGAACCAGAGGGGAACAAAAUGGAAAAAGAAUUAAAUCAACAAAUUGGCUAUAUAAUGGGCAUUACUUUAAUGGAACUUGAAAGGAAACUUGACAAAGAACUUCAAAACUUUCGAUUAAAAUUAUUCGAAACUUGUUUGGAGGCUGAACAGGAACGAGGGACCUACCAAUUUUUACAUUAUGCAUUCCCUGAGGGGCCACUUUUGCAACAACAAUUACAUCCUGGAGCUAAUUCUUCACAAUUUGGAACAAUUGAUCCAUCCGAUCACCCACUCGAAAUUGAGAGGAGAGCAUUGGAGAAAUUAAGACAAAAAAUGCAGUCAUCAGAUGCUUAUGUUGAGGUUUGGUAUGGAAUACCUUCAACCAAAAAUUCUUCAGAAACCCAAAAAGAAGUAGAUUUUGAAUAUUCUGUUCGGAUUCGUAAUAUUUUGGGGGCAACACCGGAGGAUGUUUUGAGAGCAGCAUUAAAUGAAUUUAGAACACAAUAUUCUUUGGAUAUUAGACAACCACAUACUGAAUUUAUAUUGCAAAUAGCUGGACAGCAAGUUUAUGUUACUAGACCGGAUGUUCCUUUAACACAAUUUGUCUAUAUUCGCUCAUGUUUUGAAAACUAUCGAAUUCCAAGACUAAUAAUCAGAGAGAAAAGGCUUGUGUUUAUGGACUACCCACCACCGCCCAAAAUCUUCGAGCCUUCCUAUGUCCGUCGUGAAGUGCAUAAUCAAUAUUUAACAAAUGAGGCUUUAGUAAACGGCACUUCGACAGUUUCUGACGGUACUUCUCAAACAUCUAGUGGAGACGCUAAACAAAAACAGAAAAAACUUUUUUGGGAUUUGGAUGAAAAUUUGAGUCGUGAUCAUUUAUUUGUACGUGUUGCUGUGGCUGUUGGUAGACAUGUCCUUGAUAUAAAAGAUUCAAUUACAGUGACAUCCUCAAAUCCACGAUGGGGGCAGGAGACAUUUAUCGACUUUGACAUUUAUCUGAAAGACUUACCAGAAUCAGCUCAACUCUGUUUUUCCUUAAUAUCAAUUCACAAUCCAAAUAGCUCCUCAUCAGAUAUUUCAAAGAUUAAUACAAAACAACAACAAAGGUCAGGAACUCCUACAUUAAACACGACUUCAACUUCAAUGAAUUGUGAAUUAAAUUCUUUGGGUUAUGCUAAUUUACAUAUUUUUGAUUGGCGAAGUCGCCUUAUUCAAGGAAAGCAAACAUUAUUUUUGCGUCCAUUUGAAAAGACUCGUUCUUCCAUUUCUUCCCCCCAAUUUGUCCACCUAGAUAAUGAAUAUGGUGAUGCUCUUUCAACAGUAACAUCGAGGACUCCACGUUUGGAGAUUGAAAUGCCGGAGUAUUUUGGCGGUUCUACAAUUAUUGAGUAUCCUCCAGAUUUGGUUAUUCAACGGUAUAUUCGUUGGUUAAAACAACACAGGAGAAAGAGAAAGUCUGAUGAAUUAAAUAACAAUGGAUCGAUUGAUAAAUAUAGUUCUGAAGAUGAUUUGGACGAUAGUGACGAUAAUGAUGAAACAGAUGAAGAUGUGGAAUAUGGUGAUGAAUAUGGAAUUAAUAAAUUAAGAAAAAUGACAUUGGCACAAAAGCCGUUAAUGACGCAAGGCGAUGAACUAGAACAUCUUCUUCGACUAGGCCGUUCAUUAGAUUCAACUUUACUUACCUCAACAGACCAACGCUUUCUUUGGCAUCGGCGCCGUCUUAUUUGUCAUCAUUUUCCGCAAAUGCUUCCUGUACUAGCUGAUUGCGCAAUUAUUUGGCGAACUCGUGAAAAUACUAGCGAAUUUUAUAGAUUGCUAGCUAAAUGGCCUCCACUUUAUGUAGAUACAGCAAUUGAAUUACUGGAUGGAAGAUAUGUUGAUAGACGAUUGCGAACUUUAGCAGUGAAACAUUUAGAUGAUGCUUUGGAUGAUGAUCAAUUGCAACUUUAUUUGUUGAUUUUGGUUCAAGCAAUUCGUUUUGAACAUCACGCUUUCUCUCCUUUGGUUAGAAUGUUGCUGCGUAGAGCACUUAUGGAUUAUCGUGUUGGACACACACUUUUUUGGUUGUUACGAGCCGAAUUAGCCCAUUUACUUGCUUUUGGAAAUGUUAAUCAACCAGCAACGAUUGGAUUAAAAAACUCAAUGGAAAGAAAUACUGGCCCACAACUUUCCCCGUUAUUUUUACGUUUUGCUCUAAUGUUUGAAGCUUAUUGCCGUGGGAAUAGUGCCCAUCUAGAUUCAAUGUGUAAACAAGUUGAGCUUAUCAGCACUUUAACUACUUUAAGUACUGGAAUAUGUGCAAAUAGUAAUCGAGAAGCUGCAAAUAAAAAGCUCCAAAUAGAAUUGAUGGCACGUAGAGAGCAAAUGCAGCAUAUGGUGUCUCCAGUAAAUGCUACUUAUCGAUUGGGAGAGUUAAUAAUUGAGGAAUGUCGAGUUCUUGGUAGUGCAAAACAACCUCUUUUCCUUACCUGGAGAAAUCCUGAAAUUUUGGCAAGAUUAACUUCCCCCACUCAUCAAUUGAUUUUUAAAUGUGGAGAUGAUAUGAGACAAGAUAUGCUUUCUUUGCAUGUAAUGCGCAUUAUGGAUGCAAAAUGGAAAAGUCAAUUACAACAAGAUUAUUGCAUGACAUUAUAUGAAAUUGGACUAAUACAUGUUGUCCCAGAUUGUCAAACUCUUUUUCAAAUUCAAUGUGAAACAAGAAAAACAGCAUCUCUAAAUAUGGAUAUUGCUCUUUUAAAUAAAUAUAUUUAUAAGAAGUGUUGUUCUAGGGACAGUAAAAAGUAUUUGGAAUGCGUAGAUCGCUUUACUAUGUCUCUUGCUGGUUAUUGUGUAGCUACUUACAUUCUUGGUAUUAAAGAUAGACAUCAAGACAAUAUAAUGCUUGCAAACGAUGGAAGGAUAUUUCACAUUGAUUUUGGACAUAUUUUGGGACAUACAAAAAGAAAAUUGGGAAUUAAUCGUGAGAGAACAGAUUUUGUUUUGACUGAUCAUUUUCUUUAUGUAAUUUCUCGAGGAAAAACAAACUUUAGACAAACAUAUGAAUACAAUAGGUUAGAAAUUUUUUCUUAA